Messenger RNA from Brassica rapa (field mustard), 2226 nucleotides. Its product is annotated as ethylene-responsive transcription factor ERF019. The record is from RefSeq and is a predicted model, not a curated record. Gene Ontology annotation, molecular function: DNA-binding transcription factor activity; DNA binding. Gene Ontology annotation, biological process: regulation of DNA-templated transcription. Lineage: Eukaryota; Viridiplantae; Streptophyta; Magnoliopsida; Brassicales; Brassicaceae.
GUUAGUUUAAUAAAAAACUUAUUAUAUAAUUAGAUGGACCAACAUAUUUCUCUAAUGAUUCUAAGAAUCAUCCUAGUGAUGACAUGUGGCUACAAAAAGAAGUUGUAAUGCUUCUCAAAUAAUAUAUAGGGGAUAACAACUAAAACCCCAUAAUGUGUACAAUGGAGUAAUUAAAGACAAGAACCUACUCAACUACAGAAAUGGUUGUGCGUCCCAUUCUCGAGCAUAUGAACUACAUUGAUUACAUGACGAAGACUGGGUUUCUACGUGGGUACUCCGUGUGUACUUAAACUCGACUAUUGCCUCCCUCUCCAAAUACUAAACACAACAAGACAAAAAACAACUUUUUGCAACUCGUUUUGGCUGUGCUUGUUUGUGUGUAAACCGUGGAACUGGACACUAAUUGAGAUUCUUGGUCAAAUACCCCCAAAAAAGGGGAAAAUAAGGGAUCCGGUUUAGACGGUGCUUAAACCGUCACGAAUGACGUAUUUGCACACAAAAAGGCAAAGAAAGUCUUUGUAGUUUCCUCACCUCCCCCACGUGGUUAAUUGCAGACGACAUCUGGAGUUUUGACCGAGUUUUCGUGGGGGUUGUGUUUCACUUUUCACUGUUUUCCUCUUAAGCUUUUGACUGUAUAGUCCACAGUAAUAUUAUUUUUUUGUCAACUAGCCUAGAGUAAAUAAUCAAGGAAACAAAUUAAUUACUUUUAUUUUACUCUGAAAAAAUACCAAAUAGAUGAAAACUCUUUUCCUCCUAUUUUCUUUAUUUAUUUAUUUUGGCUAAAAUCUGGAUCCUAUUUUCUUUAGUCACUGUUAAAAGAUGAUAAAAUACAUAAAUAAAUUUAUUCUAACUCAAACAAGAGUACUCUCCUUUCUUCUCUCUCAUUUAUUCUUUUCCUCUCAUUUUCACCCUUUUGUUUUGUUCUUUGUUUUCUUCCCAUUAACUCCAUAUUUUUCCAUUCACACUCUGUUCUUUCGAUGCAUGCUUUUCUGAGAUGCAUGAAUUAUUGACAAAAUUACAAAACCCACAUACAGUAUCUUUUAUAUAAAAAACAAUAAUAAAUUACAUAAUUAAUUAAAUAAAUUUUGUCUAGUUUAGGUCUUCGCUUACAGAAAUGACAAUAAUAUAGUAUGAAACAAAAGGUUAAAUUUUUAAUAAUGUUGAAUCCACUUUGAAAAUUGAACAUGAAAAGAAUAAAUAUAUAAGUGUCUGGUAAUUCUUCAGUCUUAACUUAGCUUUUGAAAAUAAGUUAGUUCUACUAAAACUUUUAAAUUUCUCAAUUAUAGACUUAUAGUCCAUAAAAAUAAAUAUAUAAAUGUGUUGUAAUUUUUUUAAAGUGAGUUAGAUCUAUUAAAUAAAUAACGUUCGAAGUUACAAAUAAUUUACAAACAAGAAAACAACACACACAAACACCCAAAAAAGUUACAACUUGAAACCAGUUUCCACCACACGUCAAAAUCAAAUUGACAACACUAUUCUGAAACGGGUCAUACUUUGACCCGUUGAAUUCUUCUUUUUGAACAAAAAAAAUAUCUUAUCUUAUUUAAGUUUUACCGGUCAACCUAAAUUAUAAUAAUAUUUUAUCCAUUUUGACUUUCCAACUUCAACGUAUAAAUAGCCACCGUGUCCUCCAGAUUCAAACACAAACACACAACACAACAAUGGAUUACAUCGACAACACCGUCGAAACUCAAUCAAAGUACAAAGGCAUCCGUCGCCGGAAAUGGGGGAAAUGGGUAUCGGAGAUUCGAGUUCCGGGAACUCGCGACCGUCUCUGGUUAGGCUCAUUCUCCACGGCGGAAGGCGCAGCCGUAGCGCACGACGUGGCUUUCUACUGUUUACACCAACCAAACUCGCUCGAAUCUCUCAACUUCCCUCACUUGCUUCCUCCUUCCAUAGUUUCCAAGACUUCGCCGAGGUCUAUCCAGCAAGCUGCUUCUAAUGCCGGAAUGGCCGUUGACGCCGGAAUCGUUAACAGCUGUGAUCACGCGUCAGGGAACUCUGGGAAUGGAGAUACAACGACGGCGUAUUGUGAGAAUGGAGCUACUCAAAAGAAGCAGUGAUGGAGCCUGGUGUGUAAGCAAGCAAAACGUUGUGAAUAUAUAUACGGUUAUGUUUCGCUGUUGGCCCAAUGCAAGAAACUUUUGUAGUACGAAUAUAUAUAUUUUUAUUUUGAAUGCCUUCAAGAGGAUUAUAAUGCGAGUGAAGCUUUGUUUCAGACAAUAA